Molecule: messenger RNA, 4239 nt
Organism: Sphaeramia orbicularis (orbiculate cardinalfish)
Lineage: Eukaryota; Metazoa; Chordata; Actinopteri; Kurtiformes; Apogonidae
Gene: furinb
Product: furin (paired basic amino acid cleaving enzyme) b
Exons: 16
Coding region: 565-3084 (839 amino acids)
Biological process (GO): peptide hormone processing
Cellular component (GO): Golgi membrane; trans-Golgi network
Molecular function (GO): serine-type endopeptidase activity
Source: RefSeq, a predicted model, not a curated record
UGUCAUCUCCAUCCAGUACGAACCCGUUAUAUUGCAUUGGCACGCAGCCCCCUACUGUUCUACCUGUUUUUUUCUCUUCGUGUUUCUACUUUGCGUGUGUAAAUUAAUUCUGUUUACUCUAGGCAGCAUGUGAAAUAACUGAAACGGUUAAAAGAAGCAGCUAAAGAAAUAAGUGGACACGACGGGUGAAGUUAAAUUGAACCAUGGUAAUGGUGGCAAGUUGGUGGCGGAUUAUAAGCAAAGCUAGAUAGUUGAAUUUAUCACUUUAGGAGAAGAAUGGGUGUGUGCGGAUAGCAUCAUUAUUCAUCCCUUGGACCUAAUAGUGAACGUACAAACGUCAGGUUAGAUGUAAAGUUGAGAGUCAAGCCGCAGGAGAAAGAGGGAGUCUCCACCCGGAGCCAGAGGAGGAUGAGGAGGCAUGACGUCCUGGUCCUUGUUGGCAUCUGAUCCGUCCAGACACGGCCACUGUUCUACUUUGCUGCUGUAAGGUAGAGCAGCUCCACUCUGCCGAAGAAGCAGUGACAGACAGAAGAAUCGACCGCCCUCUGAAGUGUUCUCCUUUUCAUGGAUGCCAGGGUGGCCCUGCUGCACCUAUGGACAGUCCAUGUCCUCCUGUCGGUAGAACUAAAGUGGAUAGAUGCUGCAGAGGUCUACACCAACGCUUGGGCUGUGCAGAUCAAUGGGGGCCCAGAGGAGGCUGAUCGAAUCGCCAGGGAACAUGGGUUCAUCAACCUCGGCAAUGUUUUCGGAGAUUAUUAUCACUUCAGGCAUCACGCCGUGGAGAGGAGGGCUUUGUCGUGCCACAGGGCGACGCACAUCAGACUGCAGAAAGAACCACAGGUUCUAUGGGCGGAGCAGCAAGUGGUGAAAAAAAGGAGGAAGAGGGAUGUCUAUGAAGACCCGACAGACCCUGAUUUCCCCAAGCAGUGGUAUCUGUCUGCCCCAACCCAUCAGGACCUGAAUACCAAAAUAGCCUGGGCCCAAGGCUACACAGGAAGAGGUGUGGUGGUGACUAUCUUGGAUGAUGGAAUUGAAAAAGACCAUCCUGAUCUCAUCAAUAACUAUGAUCCCGAAGCAAGCUAUGAUGUAAAUGAUGGAGAUGCUGACCCUCAACCACGAUACACACAACGAAAUGAGAACAGACAUGGAACUCGCUGUGCAGGAGAAGUUGCAGCUGCAGCCAGCAACGGUGUGUGCGGUGUGGGGGUUGCCUAUAAUGCUAAAAUUGGAGGAGUUCGCAUGUUGGAUGGAGAGGUGACGGACGUCGUGGAGGCCCACUCUCUUAGCCUCAACCGUCAGCACAUCCACAUUUAUAGUGCCAGCUGGGGCCCCGAAGAUGACGGCAAGUCACUGGACGGCCCUGCCAAGCUGGCAAAGGAAGCUUUUCUCGAGGGAAUCACCAAGGGACGCAGCGGGCUCGGCUCUAUCUUCGUGUGGGCCUCGGGUAACGGCGGCAGGGAACAGGACAGCUGUAACUGUGACGGCUACACCAACAGCAUUUACACCCUGUCCAUCAGCAGCACCACGCAGUCGGGCAACGUGCCGUGGUACAGCGAGCCCUGCUCCUCCACCCUCGCUACCACCUUCAGCUCCGGAAACCCAGGGGAGAAGCAAAUAGUGACCACGGACCUGAGGCAAAAAUGCACAGACUCGCACACGGGGACGUCAGCGUCGGCGCCGCUGGCUGCUGGGAUCAUCGCUCUGGCUCUGGAGGCCAAUAUGAACCUGACCUGGAGGGACAUGCAACACCUGGUGGUGAGAACAUCCCGGCCCCAACACCUCAGCGCCGGGGACUGGAAGACCAACGGAGUGGGGCGCAGAGUGAGCCACUCGUACGGCUAUGGGCUCCUGGAUGCAGGUUCUAUGGUGGCUUUGGCCCAGAACUGGACCGCAGUGGGGCCACAGCACCAGUGUGUUCACACCAUGCUGUCAGAGCCGAGAGAUAUUGGGAACAAGCUGGUGUUCAGCAAGAACGUAGAUGCCUGCUGGGGACGACCGGAGUAUGUCAGCUCCGUGGAACACGUUCAGGCUCGCCUCACUCUCUCCCACAACCAGAGAGGAAAAUUGGCCAUUCAUCUCAUCAGCCCACUGGGCACACGCUCCACCCUGCUGUUCCCCAGGCCUAAUGACUUCUCCUCAGAGGGAUUCAAUGAUUGGGCUUUUAUGUCUACACACUCAUGGGAUGAGGAUCCUCAAGGCGAAUGGACCCUGGAAAUAGAAAACGUAGCACCUAAUGGGCGUGACUAUGGUGUGUUGAGUCAGUUCACCCUUAUCUUGUGGGGUACUGGGCCCAGCGUUGUCAACCCCUCUUCAUCUGACUUCCCUCGACCGUCCAACAACAGUUGCAAGACCUUUGAUGCCCAGCAGAUCUGCAUCGAAUGCAGCCCAGGCUUCUCCCUCUUCCUGCAGGGUUGUGUGAAGUUGUGCCCACCAGGCUUCACCUCAGGGCCACAGCUCCUUAACCUGUCUCUGGAGAACUGGGUGGACUUGUCCUCGGUCCAGGCCUGUCUGCCCUGUAACCCGGCCUGUCUCACCUGCUCUGGCACCGGGCCCAUGGACUGUCUGUCCUGUCCACCUCACAGCCACCUGGUCUUCACCUCCUGCCUGCAUCAGAACCAAGUCCAACGGAAAUCUCCUUUAACCGGGGGUCUAAAGGUCGAGGACGCCCAGCCAGAGGGGGAGACUCCGGCAUCAGACGCCGACAGCAGAGAGAGCGAGGAACCUCCGGGGCUGAGCGUGUCUGCGUCCACACAGCUGCCCGCUGUGGUGGCCGUUCUCAGCUGUGCCUUCAUUCUGGCGGCCUUCGUCGGGGUCUUCCUCUUGCUACAGAUGCGCGCAGGUGGCGCGUCUUCGGGCUGGAGGACCAAACUGCCCUCUGUGUAUUCACAGACAAGGGGGGCCCGGGUGGGCUUUGGGUUUGGCUUCGGCCGAGGGCGGGAGAGGAAAGCUCGGAUAUGCUACAAGGGAAUCCCCACUGUGUGGGGGGAUGAAGACAUGAUCACCUACGAGUCUGAAUCAGACAGUGAGGAAGUGGACGGUCACAGUGAGAGGACAGCUUUUAUCAAGACGCAGAGCUCGAUUUAGCUGAAUCGGAGUCUGCUAUUAUAGUGUCUGAGCUGAGGCUUUGAUACUAUAACAUCACAGAUCUCAUCAGCAUUUUAAUCCGACUGUAUGGAGCUGAUACAAUCACAGGCAUUAGGCUGAGCAGAAACACCAGUCUUAUGUCUGUCAGCGUCAACACUCCCUACAAAGCCAUUUUUCAUGGAUUUAUUCACAGUAGUUAAUUUAUUUUAUUUUAUGAUUACUUUGGAUAAUGUAUUUAUUAUACAUCCAGUACUAUCACCAGUAUGAGGUGUUAUGCAAGUAUUUCCCAUAAAUUAACUUUCAUUAUCAGCUAGACCACAUUUCGUCCAAUUUAUUAAACUAGCGAAGUGCAUUACUUCAACGUACAUCUGAUUUGUCCUCCAAACACCUGACCGUCUGCAGACACAGCUCUCAUAAAUUGGUUGUUUUAUAUGUUAUUAGAUUCCUGGUAGAUUGUGGACCAGGGGUCGUGAAGUUGACAUGCUUUUCAUUAAUCGUUGGAAAACUUUAAAUUGAAGAUUUCUGCCUUAGCACUGGGACUGCAUAAUAAAACAUCCUGCUGGCUGUUUGCUAUAAAAAUAAAAAAAACCUGUAGAGGAUGCUCUAUUUUCAAUCAAGACGCUGUGGGAAUUGGCCCCGCAGCAAAGACAUAUCAGAAUCAUCAGUCACAAAAUGUUAUUGACUUGUAGUGAGGUAACACUGUUUUUGAAUGAAAUUUGAAAAAAGCACUUAGGCAAACGCUGCCUUUCUGACCUUUGCAACAUUUUACUUGGCUACUGCUGCUGCUGCUGGUAAGAAAUAAGAUUAUUUUGUCUUCAUUUUCCACUCACAGAGCGCGUAUUGAUUUGGGGGCUUUUCUCCCAGACCAUCUUCAUCAGGGUAAAGCUCGUUCUCUCUGUUAUGAGGACCAUACAUUUCCAAGAGCAAACACAUGCCUCAUUUCUUCUCUAUAUCUGUGUAGACUUGUUGCUACACAUAUUGAAUAAGAGCCUUUGGAUCUAAAGGCCAGAAUGGUUACAGAGAUUAAAACACGAAGAGAUCUUGUAUUGCAUUUUCUAUGUUUGUUUUGUAUCCUUUUUUAUUUAACUGACAGUGGAUGUUAAUGUUGUGGAGACGAGUUUCAUGCUGGAAUAAAGUGACUUUGGCUGUGGCAGA